Molecule: messenger RNA, 1925 nt
Organism: Rattus rattus (black rat)
Lineage: Eukaryota; Metazoa; Chordata; Mammalia; Rodentia; Muridae
Product: lipase member M
Exons: 9
Coding region: 14-1282 (422 amino acids)
Molecular function (GO): hydrolase activity, acting on ester bonds
Source: RefSeq, a predicted model, not a curated record
UAGAUGUUGGACCAUGUCAGAAAUCUUGUCAAGAGCAUGGAGUGUUUCACACAGAGUGGAGAUAUGGCUUCUGAUUCUGGUAGCGUAUUUGCUCCAAAGAAAUGUGAACUCGGGACACAUGCCAACGAAAGCUGCGGACCCAGAAGCGUUCAUGAAUGUUAGCGAAAUCAUCAAACACAAGGGUUAUCCCAGUGAGGAGUAUGAAGUUGCAACAGAAGAUGGGUACAUCCUUUCUGUGAACAGAAUCCCUCGGGGACAGACACAAUUGAAGAAGGAAGGAUCCAGGCCAGUGGUGCUACUGCAGCAUGGCCUUCUUGGGGAUGCUAGCAACUGGAUUUCCAACCUGCCCAACAACAGCCUGGGUUUUAUUCUGGCUGAUGCUGGCUUUGAUGUGUGGAUGGGAAACAGCCGAGGAAACACCUGGUCCCGGAAGCAUAAGACCCUCUCCAUAGACCAAGAUGAGUUCUGGGCUUUCAGUUAUGAUGAAAUGGCUAGGUUUGACCUUCCAGCUGUGAUAAACUUUAUCUUACAGAAAACGGGCCAGAAAGAGAUCUAUUAUGUUGGCUAUUCCCAGGGCACCACCAUGGGCUUUAUUGCAUUCUCCACCAUGCCAGAGCUAGCUCAUAAGAUCAAAAUGUAUUUUGCCUUAGCCCCUAUAGCCACUGUUAAACAUGCAAAAAGUCCUGGUACCAAGUUUCUGCUGCUGCCAGAUAUGAUGAUCAAGGGAUUGUUUGGCAGACAAGAAUUUUUAUACCAGACUAGGUUUUUCAGACAGCUUUUUAUUUACCUUUGUGGCCAGAUGAUUCUCGACCAAAUCUGCAGUAACAUCAUCUUACUCCUGGGAGGUUUUAACACGAACAACAUGAACAUGAGCCGAGCAAAUGUGUAUGUUGCCCAUACACCUGCUGGAACAUCUGUGCAGAAUAUUCUCCAUUGGAGCCAGGCAGUAAAUUCCGGGGAACUUCGUGCCUUUGACUGGGGAAGUGAGACCAAAAAUCGGGAGAAAAGCAAUCAGCCAACUCCUAUAAGGUACAAAGUUCGAGAUAUGAUGGUCCCAACAGCCAUGUGGACUGGAGGGCAAGAUUGGCUUUCAAAUCCAGAUGACGUGAAAACGUUGCUUUCUGAAGUCACCAACCUCAUCUACCACAAGAACAUUCCUGAGUGGGCGCAUGUGGAUUUCAUCUGGGGGCUGGAUGCCCCUCACCGUGUGUACAAUGAAAUUAUACAUCUGAUGAAGCAGGAAACCAGUCUUCCCCAGGGAACCUGCAGGGUCAAAUUGUGACGCUCCUGAUGUUAGCAAGUCUUAGCACGACUUCAUGCAGAAUGGGCAGGGCCAUGGGAGGAUGGAUGCUCAAAGGAAUAUCCAGACUUGGAAACCUGCUGUAUCGGUUAGAAGGACAGAGGAGAUACACGGAUGUCAGAAGACCUGCGGGUCCAAAUGAAAGCUUCACAAUUCUCCAUUUGACACUAAAGCUGAUACUUACACUUUUUCCACUGGGUUAAACUAAGUUGGUGAACACAGGUUUUCUGUGAUUCGUAUCUUCUGGCACGGUGCAAUGUAGUUUUUAUUUACCAGCAGUCAUUAUUACAUCAUUCAAAAUUUACAAAGUAACUUUUGUUUUUGAAAGUCAAUUUUUAGAGCAUUAAAGGAAAUAAUUGGGGCAGAGAUCAAAAUUGUAAAUCUUUGGAUUGUUGACUUGAAUAAAAUGAAGUGGACCUUGCUGUCUUGUUGCUAUAGAGACAAGACACUGCUUCAGGAAGCUGGGCUGUUUGGGUAUCAAGAGAAAAAUGAAAUUACUGUGUAGGUGGAAUCUAACUAAACAAUCUUAAAACAGGAUCAAGUGUUAGAGCUGGAUCUCAAAGAAGAUUAUUUUGUAGUAUAUUUAUGAGUUUUCCAAUAAAUUAAUUAUGUAUUUCACAUACCA